GUUUGUUUCCCCCCUCCCAAGAAAAACAGAUCUGCAGCUGAGCUGCUGCUGCCAUGGGCGACAAAUAAGGUUUGGAAACAAAGCGACCAGGCUGGCCGCCCAGGACGGCUAUACGGCAAACACAGGCCGACAGUUGGAGGGCUGGAGGGUUGUUGGUUCUAUGUUUGGAUGCUUUUUGACAUUUGAUUUGAUGUCCGAGUCCGAUACAGUACUUGCAUGCAGCAGGCGCGGCACAUGUCUCUGGGCCUUGGGCCCCCAAUCAAUAUGUAUCACCACUUCAUUUCCAACCCCGUGUUGCGUGCUUCCUAUGCUGUCAGUGAAGCACGCCGCACCGUUGUGUGAGAAGGUCCUCACCUCGGAUGAAUAGGCGUCGGUUGCAAAGCGUACAAGAUGCCGUCAAUCGAAACUAGGAAUGGGCACUACUGUACCAAGAACGACCGGCCCUGCCGGCCAGGCGCACGUCCGGCCCCUCCUGGCAGCCCUGGAGGUACCUCCCACUCCUCCUCCUCCUCCUUCUCUCCUCCCGCUUACUCCGCCAGGCCCAGCCAGUGGACUGCCGAGUGGCUUGGUACCUGCAGCAUCCAUGUCUUCUCUGAGCAAGCCCCCCUGCCCCUAGCUCGCACUCGAGCGCGGUGCCGUCCUUGUGUACCAACCCAACAGCCUCCUGCCGCUCAUCACUUUUGAUUAACUCUCAUAUAAUAGUCCGGCCUCAGCUCGUCCUUCAUCUCCUUGACUCCCCCUCUGGACAUUCCUCUUGCCGUUUGUGUGCUUCUACUAAUUUCCAUAUCAACCACCUGGACAUACGCAACUCCAGUCACCCAGCAUCGCCACCCGUCUGUUUGACUGUCACAAGCCUCACCUUCCGCCUCGCCUUUCACCUCGCGUACUUUGUGCUUCCUUUGUCACACCUCUUGUGGCAGCCCUGCUUAUUUAUACGACAACCAUCACCCAGGACGCCGACUGGUCAGCCCAGAUAAUCCCAAAAUACUCUGGCUUUUCCCUCUUGUGUUACCUUGCAGGCCAACCAACUAUCAACAACCCCAAAACGUCAUCAUGCGUAUGUCAAUCGCCACCGCUGUCCUGGCUGCUGCCAGCGUCUCUGCGCAAAACACUGGCGUAAGUUUAAUCCCGUCUUACCUUGUCGUCAAUGUAUCAACCCGCUGACCUCUGCCCCUAGAAACUCGGAGAUGCCGCAGUCGUCAGCGACAACCCCGUCGGGGCCAUCUACAAGGCUUCCAUGCCUGAGACUGCCUUCACCAAGAGCGCCUACCCCAAUGGAGGCAACAUCAAGGGCGACGUCUACGCCCUGUCCAGCCCAGACGGAAACGGCGUGAUCUUCAAGGUCAAGCUGUCCGGUCUUCCCAGCGAGGGUGGUCCUUUCAUUUACCACCUUCACGACCAGCCCGUCCCCGAGAGCGGAAACUGCACCGCGACCCUGGCUCACCUCGACCCUUACGAGCGUGGAGAGGCCACUCCGUGCGACCCCAACUCCCCUCAGACCUGCCAGGUUGGUGAUCUGUCAGGCAAGCACGGAAACAUCACCGGCGACAUUGACGUUACCUACACCGACAACUUCGCCUCGCUCAAGGAGGGCAUCGGCGCCUUCUUCGGAAACCGCAGCAUCGUUGUCCACUUCGGAAACAAGACCCGCAUCACUUGCGCCAACUUCGAGCGCGUCGAGGCUGGAAACACAUGCAGCGGGGGCAGCUCCCCAUCUCCGACCACCUCCAGCUCCACCGCGUCGGCUACAGGCAGCCAGCCGACGGGGUCCGUCACCCCAACCUCGCCGGUCGGCAGCAACGCGACCGUUACCGGAGCGAGCCCGUCAGCCACCACGUCCUUCGUGACGGCUGCCGGAAACGCCAAGGCCCCGACGUUGAUGCUCGCCGUCGGCGCUGCGGCCCUCGCCUUCCUUCUCUAAAAGCGCCAAGGUGAUGGUGAUUUUUUGAAUGGGUUUUCCGGCGUUUUGUGUCGGGAGGAUCACCGUAGGCAUGGGUGACCCCCGGGAGGGUAAUAGGUGCUUUUGAUGUUUGGCUUUUUUUGAGCAAGACUGGUUGGGAAGAUACCUCAUCUGCCGCAAUUUGCUUCGAGUACACUAGAAAGGGACCCCGGGCAUGUGAUAAUACGGCCAUCAAAGAGACCGAGCCACACGUCCAUAACCCAGAUAAUUACUCCAAAAUUUUGAACAGCGAAAUUCUCGCACAAUUUUCAGACGUACCUCAAUGAUUGAAAAAUACCGUAUGCAAAUGAUAUGUCUUACCCGCACACCGCGCGCCUCGGGCGGAGUCUCAUUCCGUCCGCACCCCGAUACAGGAUACAGGCCGCACAAGGUGCGAAAUGGCCGUCGUGACACGCACGCGUCGCUGACUUCCAGACCUGAAUGAUUAAUCCAUGGCUCUCAGUCAACGACCAGCCCCGGGCGGUGAGAGGUCUUGGUUGAUGGGAUUGAACAGGGCGCCGGACCAGCCAUUUCCGGUGGACUAGCCCCCAUCAUCCCGCCCCCACGUCAAACGGGACUAACCCGAGCCAUGACGUUUCAAGGGCACGACGUCGUCCUUGUUCCCUCUCGGGCGUGUGAACCGAACUGCUGGUCAGUGCGACGGCUGGAAGGGUGGCAGCCCAGCCCCUCGAGGGGGGUGGCACCAUGGAUCCCCCAGUUCAUGCCCGCGUUGGUGUUAUCGUGAGGUUGGUCGGAGAUGGGCGAUCAACCAAGUUCAUCUCAGAUGUCAAAGAGCAGGCCGGCCAAGGACCUUUGUGAGACCGUAGAGCCGCGGCGCGUAUGUUAUGGUCAUCUCGCUGUCAAAAGUGUGAGGGGCUUUUGUACGACUCGACGCUCAAGCGAAGAAUUAAUAAACCAUUGAUAACGAAGCAUGUGUUGAUUUCGCCCCUCAUUGGUCGCCGGUCGCCAGGACAUAGAUUGAGGCACCUUCUAGAAUGCUGUCUGUCUUUCUGUUGCAGGUCAUGCCCAUGUCGCCGGUCGUACUUGUGCAAGAGUGUGAUGUAAGUGAGGGAGGGUCGUGUGUGCGGAGGCCUGCCUGCGGGAUGAUAUUGCGGUCUGUUGAUCGCCCUCCCCGGGCGAUUCACCACUUUAUCAGCCCGGCUUUCAGCCUCUCGCAUCAACAAGGAUGCAACAUGUGCGGAAUUCCAUAGUAGGUCCGGAAUGCGGUUGGACGGCUUCAGCUGAACAGGUGACCGGCAUUAGUUCUCCGUAGGGGGGCGAGGCUGAGACGUAUGCAGUCAGCAAGGCAGAGGACAAAAACACGUAGCAGACUCUGGUCUUGUGCAUGCUGGAGCCUCGUGCGAGUGGAGACUCCUAUUUUUGCUGCUUCUGCCCAUUGUUCUGAGCCAUGAGAGCCAUGCUUUUGAGGCUGGUGCCAUUUGUGCCACGAGGAUUUUGAAACGAGAUUGAAGGUGGUGAGGUCUUGAAAGCGCCGCCCCCCCCCCCCCGCACAUUGUCUUUGCCACCUCCGAACAGGGGUCCGACCGCGUCUUAGAUAUAUACCACAAUAUCUCCGAGGCAGUGGCCAUUCCAAAGUGCAAAAGGAAAAAAAAGUUCCAAGACACAACUGUGUGCUGAAAAAACUGGGCGCUGAUGGGCGCCAGAAGCAUGACGCUUUCAAACAAAAGUGCAUGUUGGAGAUUGGGAGAGAAGCUUGGAAGGCG
Diaporthe batatas is the source of this 3663-nucleotide messenger RNA. RefSeq lists its product as uncharacterized. The transcript has 2 exons. Gene Ontology annotation, biological process: superoxide metabolic process. Lineage: Eukaryota; Fungi; Ascomycota; Sordariomycetes; Diaporthales; Diaporthaceae. The record is from RefSeq and is a predicted model, not a curated record. Gene Ontology annotation, molecular function: metal ion binding. Bases 1238 to 1921 code for a protein of 227 amino acids.